Messenger RNA from Chondrus crispus (carragheen), 2003 nucleotides. RefSeq lists its product as hypothetical. Lineage: Eukaryota; Rhodophyta; Florideophyceae; Gigartinales; Gigartinaceae. The record is from RefSeq and is a predicted model, not a curated record. The transcript is spliced from 4 exons. Bases 16 to 813 code for a protein of 265 amino acids.
UCUUCGCCUGACAAGAUGGACGACUUGAUCAACGCUGUCGCCACCCCCCUGCCCAAUGCCGCGCCUUCAAAAGCCACCAAGCCGCAAUACUCGCAGCGCGCCCGCCUGCGUGAGGAGACCGAGGCCCCGUUCAGAAAGGCCCGCAUGUUUGUGUACGCCGGCUCAGCCGCGUCCGCGGGCGUCGGCGCCUUCAUCGCCGGCUUGAGGAUCAUCGCCGCGCUCAUCGGUGUGUCGGGGACGCAACCCUUGAACGAGACGGUUCCUAAUGUCGGUAUCAAUCUGGCCGUGAUCACGGUGUGCGCUCUAUUACUGCGGGCAGAGGUUAAAGCGGGGGAACGGCGUUUAGAGCGAAUGUCUAGAGGGGCCCGAAUAGCCAGCCUUCGAGUGCAGGACUCUGUGACGCAACAAGUGCUGCGACUAAAAGACCUACGCGGUCGCACGCGAGUAGUUCUAGUUACCGGAACCGAGGACAAGGUGCUGGACGCCAUGUCACGUGCGGAGGCUGUCAAGAGUGGCUUGUCAGAGUCAAACCUUAUCAUUGUACCCCACGUUGUCAGCCCCACAAACGCCUCGGAGGAGGCAAUGAGGUCGUGGAGAAUGCAGCCGUAUGCACAGGACGAAUGGAACAAGUGGUAUCACGGCGAGCGUGAUGUGGCAAGGGCCCGUCUGGGGGCAAAGGCGGAGGAGGUGCUCGUGUUGAUUGUUAGGCUUGAUGGCAAGGUGGGCGCACGUUCUGCAGGAGCACCCGCUUGGCAGAAUCUAAUCGAAGAAAUCUCGAAGAUGCCCGCACGAGACCAAUACGGGAAACCGUAAAGGGCCUUCUAUGUUUAAAGCUGAUGAGAGCUACGGUAAUAGGGCCUAAACCGCCGCUGUAUCCAUUUUUUGUUGUAUAGGACAUGAGUUUACAGUUGGGCGCAAGAGGGCGUCCAAGCAAUGAGAUAUCCAAGCAUGUGCCUGUGCAAUAAGUCAAGUUUAUCAACUCAACAAACACAAACUUUUAUUGAAGAGUGUGAGUUGCAGCCUCGGUAGUGUCAGGGCUCCAUGCUGGACUUGUCUAUGCGAUUUGUUGCCCCUCGCGAUGAGUCCGCAUCAUCACAUGACAAGUCGCUAGGUAAAUCUUCUUCUCGCUCGUAACUUCCUAUGCGACCAGUCUCCCAGAUGUCUCGCCCCGUUGUCGUUGGCGUGUGCUGUACCGAUGGAAGAGAGCGAUUUCCACCAGGAAUACGUGAAAAGCUUCUCGGUGGUGCGUUUUCCGCUUUCUUGCUAUAAAAUGAUGAAAAAGGCCCACCAAAUAUUCUCGUUCUUGUCGCUAAAGACUGCGGAGUGGAGUUGUCGAAUGGCCUCGGAUUUCCCGACUGAGGGGUACCAUGCCCAUCAUCUCGCGAAGACACUCCGUUUCCAGACUUACCCUCACCUCCAAAAGAGCUCCUGUUAUGAGACGAAUUGUUGGUCCGAUUGGUGAGAAACGAUUUUCCGCCGUCUUGCACGACUUUUUUCGGUGUGUUCAUCCCCCUGCAGAUGCGAGGAGUUACUAACCCAACAGAUGCCCUCAUAUUUUUGAGAAUGUCUCCGAAAAGGUCUGUGUUCUCUCUUUUCAUUCCCUCGCGACGAUAGCCGGGAGCCUGCCCAUUUUCAAUGUCCCUCAGAUUGCUAGCUUGUUCUUUGCUCGCUUCAAAUUCAGCUGCUCUUGUUUCAAAUUCUUCCUUUUCUGCCUGAAUCUUCUUCUCCUUUCGUUUGUGAAUACAGCAGAAUGAAAUUGCCACUGCGAAAAUCGAGAAGAUGCACACGGCACAUCCAAUUAAGGCCAAUUGAGCCUUUGAUAAUAACUCCUGUCUCACCUGCUCAAGGGAAGGGGCUGCCCAGUAUUUAUGGCCUCUGGAAUCAACUACCCAUGGCUCGUAUAGAAUUUUGACCUUUGUUGCCAGGGCCGAGCUGAUUCCUUGGAGAAACACAUCUCCUCUAGUCAUGGUCUCCAAAAGAAUAAAUACUGAUUUUGUUUGGUA